Lottia gigantea (owl limpet) is the source of this 399-nucleotide messenger RNA. RefSeq lists its product as hypothetical. The record is from RefSeq and is a predicted model, not a curated record. The coding region runs from base 1 to 399 and encodes 132 amino acids. The transcript has a single exon. NCBI's taxonomy places the organism in Eukaryota, Metazoa, Mollusca, Gastropoda, Lottiidae.
AUGGCGAACAAGUUUGGAUUAGAAACCAAAAAACCUAACACUAGAGCAUGGAUAAAUAAAGCGAAACCUUACUUUGUGGAUCAAAUCGGAGACACACUUCAAGGUGAUUUAGAUAUGAACAAUUUCAAAGUAACUAAUUUAAAGUCUCCGGAAAACGAUAAUGACGCUGUUCAAAAGAAAUAUUUACGGGAACAAAUAAAUUCAAUUGAAGUAAAUAAAAACCAUUUAGAAGAUAAAAUAAGUAAUGUGAAAAGAUUCUUCAAAAGUCAACUAAAUAAUAUAAAUGUUUUUAAUGAUACUAAACUACAGCAAGAAGUAGCAGGUUUAAUAAGUUUUAUUCAAAAACAAUUGGUCAACGUAGUGAACAAAACUGAGUUACAAAAUUUAAUUGAUAUCUGA